This is a messenger RNA of Aspergillus ibericus CBS 121593, 1443 nucleotides long. RefSeq names its product WD repeat protein. Gene Ontology annotation, cellular component: Cul4A-RING E3 ubiquitin ligase complex; nucleotide-excision repair complex. The coding region runs from base 1 to 1443 and encodes 480 amino acids. The transcript has 2 exons. Gene Ontology annotation, biological process: transcription-coupled nucleotide-excision repair; proteasome-mediated ubiquitin-dependent protein catabolic process; protein polyubiquitination. NCBI's taxonomy places the organism in Eukaryota, Fungi, Ascomycota, Eurotiomycetes, Eurotiales, Aspergillaceae. The record is from RefSeq and is a predicted model, not a curated record. Gene Ontology annotation, molecular function: protein binding.
AUGAAUUCGUAUCUGCUCAGUAGGGCCCUGGGGUCCAUUAGUCCGUCUACCUUCCAUGUCGCCCAGACUUCCCGGCUGAUCCAGCACCUGGAGCCGGCCCCGGGCAUUCGCUUCUCUUCGCGUAAAGAUACUCCAGCAGGUCGAGCUGAGAAUCGCUCUCCUGCUGCAGAGAUACAUUCUGGCUUAGACGAUGAAGUAUUUGCACAUAAAGCGGGCGUGAAUGUGCUCGCGAUAGACCAAUAUGAGGGCCGAUACAUGGUCUCUGGAGGGGCAGAUCCUUCAGUGCACUUGUGGGAUCUGGAGACACGAGGCUCAGAUCUGAACCAUAUGCACCGGUCGGCUGCAUCUGUCAACAAAGCCUCCCAUGAAGAUGCCCACACUCGUGCCAUCACCUCAAUCUCCAUCUAUCCCUUCGAUCCCACGCCGUCUACAAUCCUGACAACAUCGUACGAUGGCACUCUUAAGCUGUCAGCGCUUGCGCCAAGCGCCAUCACACCGGUGCAUACCUUCAAUCUGGAUUGCACACCGUACACCCACUCCUUGUCAUCCAACCCCGCCUCCCCGCUGCUCAUUGCAGUAGGUACCUCGGAGAAGCCGGUGCGAUUGCUUGACCUACGGUCUGGUCUGUCUACACAUGGCCUGCCUGGGCAUGAUUCUUCCGUCCUAUCCGUAUCAUGGGCUCCCCAUCAGCCACACAUCCUGGCCUCUGCGUCGGCAGACAACAGAGUGAUUCUCUUCGACAUACGUCGUGGGGGUCAUAAUUCAGCCAUUGCUGCGCUAGACAUGGAUGAUGCUGUGGGGCAUGUCCGUCCGGGAGGUACCCGCGCAUCUGACGAGAGUCGCCCGGCAUUCUCUCCUCAUGCUCGAGCCCACAAUGGCGCGGUGACUGGCGUGCGAUGGACCUCCAAUGGUUCACAUUUGGUGACCGCAGGACAGGACGCUCGAAUCCGAGUCUGGAAUGCCGGGACAGGUGCGAACACCCUUGUACAUUUUGGCCCGAGGGUGCGGAACAGCGCGACCGCGCAUCUGGCCGAAAGGGCGCCUCUGGUUGUGCCGAAAGGUAUGGUCAUGCCAGGGCAGGAUACUUUCUUGUGGCCGAACUUCAAUGACAGGGAUGAUCGCGGCGAAAUCUUCAUGUUUGAUCUCCACGAGGGGACAUUCAUUAAACUACUCCGCGUUCCAGGCCUUAUGACGGGCCGCCAGCAGUUCCAAGGACGCUCCAGUGCCCUGAGCGCUGCGCGAAUCAAUUCCCUCGCCUGGCGCGGCAACGGUGCCUCUGGAGAAGGCCUCGAGAUGUUUUCGGCCCACGGCGACGGGACCAUCCGCACCUGGGUUUCACGAGAACCCGAGGGAGAGCCCGACGAAGCCGAAGAGGCUGAACGAGCGGACCGUAAACGGAAACGCGACGUUCUCGAUGAGAUCUACCGAGGAUUUAUAGGCUGA